AUGACUUCUCAACACUCAGGUAUUGCCGCUUCCUUCGCGGCCAUAUCAUCUCAAACAUCCCUAGUGGCUGAUUCAUCAGCUGCCAGCGACAACGGAGAUUCUGACAUCGGAGAAACGUAUACUUCGCCGCUGUCGCCUUCUCAAUUUAAGAAGAAGAAGCGUACAUCGAAGAUAUGGGACCAUACGCCUUUCGGAAAAAACGAGAUCCACCUUAAAUCGCACAAUACUCUUGGUAUAUUGACGCCCAACGAAGAAAGGGCGGCUAAAACAAGGAACCAUCUUGAGGAGGCUUUCUCACGGAUGUCUCAAAGCGCGAACCCCCUUAAACGCCGUCGACACGAUGACGAACCGACAGAUCUCAACGCUGAUAAAUUUGAGCAACUGUAUGUAAAGUGGAUUGCGGACUGCGGGGUCGCACUUCGUAUGGCAACAAGAGAAACUUUUCGAGCCGUACUCAAGUUCCUCAAUCCUGGCGUGCUCUCAAUCUUACCUACGUCACAUCAGACGAUUCGCGAGUGGGUAAUGCGAACGUUCGAGACGCAAAAGCGGCGUAUGCGGCAAGUUCUUCAAUCAGCCGUCUCGAGAAUACACUUCACCGUCGAUUUGUGGUCCUCUCCAAAUAAGCUUGGCAUCCUUGGCGUUGUUGCACACUUUAUUGACAGCAACGGCGAGUUGGUUUCCUAUUGCGUUGCUCUACGAGAGGUGCAUGGUAAGCAUUCAGGGGAGAACCAGGCUCAGAUUGUGAUGGAUGUUGUCGAGGACUACGGAAUUGUCACCCAGGUUGGAUAUUUUGUUUCGGACAAUGCAGAUUCGAAUGAUACAUUGAUGAAUACUCUACAGAACUUGUUAAACGAGAGGCAUGAUAUCUUAUAUGACGCGAAACAUCACCGCCUUCGUUGCAAUGGUCAUACUAUCAAUCUGGCAGCACACGCAUUUAUGUUUCCAAAAGCGGCACCAGUGGAAGCACCUACGAAAAAUAAGAUCAAGAAGGAGACCACGAGCGAAUAUGUCAAACCUUCAGAAUCUGAUAUAUUGAAAUGGAGGAAGGCUGGUCCUCUUGGCAAGCUCCACAACAUCGUUGUUUUUAUCCGGUGUAGUCCCCAACGUAUACAGAGGUUUAAAGAGAUCAGCGACAAGAAGGGACUUCUUCGCGACAACGAUACAAGGUGGAACUCCAAGUACUAUAUGACCGCGAGAGCUAUCGAACUUGCAGAUCAAAUUGAUUACUUUUGUUCCAAGGAGAAGGACCUGAAGCUUGACUCCCUUUCAGAGCAAGACUGGGUUGAGCUGAGAAAAGUUUGCAAUUUCCUCAAAUCAUUCGCUGAUGCAACCAAGGCUACGGAAGGUCACGCGUAUACGAUUGACCGAACGUUGCCGAUGAUGGACUUCCUGCUUAGUAAAUUUGAGGCUGCACGAAUCGAAUACGGAAAUGACGCAUUCAUGGCGCCAUGCGUUGAGGCUGGGUGGGCGAAACUCGACGCGUAUUACACUCUUACAGAACGUUCACAGUGUGGUAAAUAG
Messenger RNA from Pochonia chlamydosporia 170, 1521 nucleotides. RefSeq names its product Ribonuclease H-like protein. The transcript has 2 exons. The coding region runs from base 1 to 1521 and encodes 506 amino acids. The record is from RefSeq and is a predicted model, not a curated record. Lineage: Eukaryota; Fungi; Ascomycota; Sordariomycetes; Hypocreales; Clavicipitaceae.